This is a messenger RNA of Drosophila santomea, 1777 nucleotides long. RefSeq names its product zinc transporter 2 (gene ZnT35C). Gene Ontology annotation, molecular function: zinc ion transmembrane transporter activity. Lineage: Eukaryota; Metazoa; Arthropoda; Insecta; Diptera; Drosophilidae. The coding region runs from base 139 to 1590 and encodes 483 amino acids. The transcript is spliced from 8 exons. Gene Ontology annotation, cellular component: plasma membrane. Gene Ontology annotation, biological process: response to zinc ion; zinc ion transmembrane transport. The record is from RefSeq and is a predicted model, not a curated record.
CCUCUGUGGAGCAGUGGAGCAUAUGGGAUCUUAUAAGGAACACUUGCCGGUGGGAUCUUGUGUUGUAACGUCUGGUGUUAUUAGUGUCUUUCAGUGUUAGAAGUGAGAAAUAAAGUGAGGUAAAAUUAACAUUAAAUAAUGUCCAGGAACGAGGAUACACCGAUUGCCAAACGCGACUCGGGACGGACGCGGCGGAGCAACUAUGGCACGGCUCCUUCCUUUCACCUGAUGGAGCAGGGACAACCAGGUGGGAACGGAGUCGCUGGCAUUGGCAACAACAAUCACCCGGCAACGCCUUCGACACCUGCACAAAUUUUUUGUUUACACGGGCGGUCCAACAACGUGGAAGUUCGGGAUCAUUGCCAUCGAGCCCGCAGCGAGGGCGUGGACGUGAAGGCGCGACGAAAACUGAUCAUUGCGAGCAUUUUGUGCUUGGUUUUCAUGAUUGCGGAAAUCGUGGGUGGCGUCCUAUCGAACAGUCUGGCCAUUGCAACAGACGCCGCUCAUUUGCUAACCGAUUUCGCCAGUUUUAUGAUCUCGUUGUUUGCCAUCUGGAUUGCUGGACGCCCAUCUACGCAGCGGAUGUCCUUCGGCUGGUAUCGGGCCGAGGUUAUUGGCGCCAUGGCAUCCGUCUUCAUGAUCUGGGUCAUCACGGGCAUCCUCGUCUGGCUGGCCAUCGGACGACUCAUCAGCGGCGACUACGAGGUGAAUGCGAAGAUCAUGCUGAUCACCUCCGGGCUGGCCAUUUUGGUGAAUGUCAUCAUGGGCGUUCAACUGCAGCAUGGCCAUUCCCAUGGCCUGGGCGGUGGGCAUGGUCACAGCCAUGGCGGCUCCAAGAAACCAAAGAAGAAGAGCCCCGCAGCAACUGCCAUCCCGUCCCAUGUGCAGGCCACAUCCACACCCUGUUCCGAUUCACCCAGCCAACGCAUUGAGGGCGGUGUGGCCUUCGCGCCGGAGGAUGCCGAAUUGCCUGGCGGCGGGCUGCCGACGUUCUCCUACCAAAACACCAAGUUGGUCGAUCCCACACUGGAUUUGGAAAUUGCAGCCGUUCUGGCCGAAACGGCACCCGGAGCACAUCACCACGGCGGACCGGUUGGACGCGAGGCCGUCAACAUGAAUGUCCGGGCAGCCCUCAUCCAUGUGAUUGGCGACGUCAUCCAGAGCGUCGGAGUGUUUGUCGCCGCCGGCGUGAUUUACUUCUGGCCCGAGUACUCCAUCGUUGAUCCCAUUUGCACUUUUGUGUUCUCCAUCAUUGUGCUCUUCACCACGUUCACGAUCAUGAAGGAUGCGCUGCUGGUGCUCAUGGAGGGGACACCCAACUAUAUGCACUAUGCCGAGGUGCUGCAGAUUUUCCAAGGCAUCGAGGGCGUUGAGCGGGUGCACAAUUUGCGCAUCUGGGCGCUGAGCAUUAAUAAAGUGGCGCUAUCUGCACAUUUGGCCAUUGCUGAAAAUGCCAAUCCGAAGAAGAUCCUGGACGCUGCCACGUCGGCGGUGCACUUGCGCUACAACUUCUUUGAGACCACCAUCCAGAUCGAGGACUAUACCGCCCAAAUGGAGAGCUGCCAGCAGUGCAAUGUGCCCGAGCAGUAGUUCUUGCCAGUUUUUGUACCACAAACAACCAAAUUUGAUAAUAUAAUUCGAUGUGUAUUCAAUAUUUAUUCUGCUGUACGCGCGAUAAGAGUGACACCCUGUCUAUCCAUAUAUUCAGCAAACAAACCCUGAUUUCGGCUAGGUCCGGAAAACAAAUCAACUACAAAAUACAAUAUGAUAAAACUCG